Messenger RNA from Aspergillus versicolor CBS 583.65, 2504 nucleotides. RefSeq names its product Zn(II)2Cys6 transcription factor. NCBI's taxonomy places the organism in Eukaryota, Fungi, Ascomycota, Eurotiomycetes, Eurotiales, Aspergillaceae. The record is from RefSeq and is a predicted model, not a curated record. Gene Ontology annotation, biological process: DNA-templated transcription; regulation of DNA-templated transcription. Gene Ontology annotation, molecular function: zinc ion binding; DNA-binding transcription factor activity, RNA polymerase II-specific; DNA binding. The coding region runs from base 1 to 2385 and encodes 794 amino acids. The transcript is spliced from 7 exons.
AUGUCUCCACGACAUUCAUAUACAAAAUCUGCCCGAAAACACGUCACUACUGCGUGCAAUCCAUGUCGAGAGGGCAAAGUCAAAUGCGACGGCGUUAAUCCCGUCUGCGGGAAUUGCAGAGUGAAGGGCAAGAAAUGCAGUUAUCGGCAAGCGGAUGACAAACGCAAGAUUCCGUUGCGGAUCACAAUCAGUGUCCUUACUAGGCGAAUCAACCAGCUUUCUCAAUUUAUCCAGGAUAAUGAAUUGGAAGUUCCUCCGAUGCCAGACAGUGAUUAUUCGACAAUAAAGGAUAUCUUUGAGGCAUCUGAGCUGCUAGAGCUCGAGGCACUUUCAGGAAGAAAGAAAGUUGGUGGACUGGGGAUAUCUACAGCCCUGGUUAGCCUAAAAGGAGGCCUAGAAGCUGAAGGAUGCAGGCCUGGGGCCACUCCUGAUGAUAAUAUUGUCACUGGUCUUCAGAACCCUUUGCCGGGACCAGCUGAAGAAAAAACGGCCAUUUCUGAGGGGCUGCUUCCUCCGAUAACUUCGGUAUAUUCCUUUGAUACUGUGAACCGGACUUCAUCCGCCCCUGUUGCGGAUGAAUCUCAGAAUGUUGCCUCUCCACUUAUUGAGCUCGCAGAUUCAAAUCUUUUCCAAAUCGCUCCCCGGGCACCGGUUACUGAAACUGAUCCUCCCGACAGCAACGAAGAGGAGGAGGAAGAUGAAGUCACGAACCAGCUCUCGUGCCGUUUGGGUAAGCUCCAGGUAACGCAUGGCGGGCAACUGAGAUAUUUCGGGCCUACAUCGAAUUUUACGCUGCUGGAUAUCCUGGUUGACAUUGCUCCUUCUACUCCUGUGUCUAUCCAAAAAGGCACGCAGGAGAUCCUGGACAGCGCAGAUCUUGGUUUGACUGUAGACGAGUCAUUUGAGAAGCAUCUGCUUCAGCUAUACUUUGCAUGGAAUGAUCCAUGCUUGCAUGUGGUCAGUGAAGAGAUAUUUUGGCGGUCGAGAAGGCGGAAAAUACAUGAUGGUGUUGAUACGCCGUAUUAUUCGAGAUCCUUGGUUGACGCAAUGUGCGCAGUCGGUGCUGCCUACGAGCCAAAGCAUCAUCCAGACUUUGUAACGUUCCCCCGAUCGCUUGAUGAGUUUUUCGGCGAUAGGGCGAAGAUCCUGCUCGAGUCAGAGUUGGAAAAUCCAUCCUUAGCAACUAUCCAAAGUUUAGUAAUCCUGAGUGCAUAUGAAGCGUCAUGCACCAGGGAUACUCGGGGAUGGCUGUACAGUGGAAUGGCGAUGCGGCUCGCAUUUGAUCUCGGAUUGCAUCUUGAUAUGGCGCCGUAUGUUGUUCGCGGCACCAUUCCCCCCGAGAAUGCCGAAGUGCGUCGUAUGACGUUUUGGGCUGUAUACAUGAGCGAACAGUUCUGGGGGUACUACCUGGGUCGACCUACUCGGAGCCCAAUGGAGGGAGUGACAGUUUCGAAACCUGGAUGGGACAGCCCUAUUCCCCCAGAAAAGUGGAAACAGUAUGUCUCUCCACAAUUAUCCAGCACCAAUACCGCGAAUUUCCCCAAUCCACUCGGGUUGGUAUGCUACCAAUGGGUGUCUCUGUAUGAUUAUAUGAUGCCUCUUACCGAUGUCUUAUAUGGGUGUUGUGAGAUAUCCAAACACCGACUCCAAGAGCUCACUUUCAACACGGUCGAGAACCUGCGACUGUGGAAAGCGAAUCUCCCACCGGAGCUUGACAUUUAUGAAACAAAUCAUUGCUUACAACCUCUCCCCCACGUCCUAGCUCUCCACAUGCAAUACUACCAGUUAAUGAUCCACUGCCACCGCCCCUAUAUAUCCCGAAACCAUAUCCAACCGCAAAAGCCGCCACAAGGUCCCGGGUCCACUCAUGCUAGAAUGAUGUGUGUUGACUCUGCAACAUCCAUCUCUGAAGUUCUCAUCCUGUACGAACGAUACUAUACUUUCAGACGUGCGAACUUUCAAAUCGUCUCAUUUAUCUUCUCUGCCGCCCUUAUUUUGAUUUUUGCCAUGGACCCAACAGGAAAAGGUGAGCAAGAUCGCGGAUUAGUAGGCCACUUGAGCACCUGUUUUCGGGCGCUAGAUGAAAUGGGUGUCCAGUUUGAGAGUGCGAAGAGGACGAGUACGUUCCUCAGUACCCUACAACGCGAGUGGCAUAGUAGGAGACGGAACGCGAUGAGCAGAGGGGUGAAGAGGAAGUUUGAUCCUGGUGCUCAUGAAUUGAGGAGUGCGGAGCCCCUGGUGAACCAGAAUCAGAUGAUCCAUGAGUCCGAAUCAGGCAUUUGGGGUGGGGACUCGGUCGACGUGCCGCCUUAUGCGCUCGACUUUAUGGAACUAGAUCUGUGCAAUAUCCUGCUGAGCGAGGGCAUUCCUCGGUCCUUCAUUUAGGAAGGCAGGGCCGAGAGGUGACUGGGGGCUCUCUCGGGUCGCGCCUUCUGUGUGUAAGUAUCUCGGUCCCACUGGGGAGGAAGGCACAACCGCAGGUGCUUUCUAGUUAAAGGAAAGUC